This is a messenger RNA of Haemorhous mexicanus (house finch), 572 nucleotides long. RefSeq lists its product as uncharacterized. The record is from RefSeq and is a predicted model, not a curated record. The coding region runs from base 186 to 332 and encodes 48 amino acids. The transcript is spliced from 3 exons. Lineage: Eukaryota; Metazoa; Chordata; Aves; Passeriformes; Fringillidae.
GUGGCGGCAUUAGCAGAACUGAAAAACUUUCCUUGUCGGCCUCUUGAAGUAAGAAACCUUUGUUUGAGCCAGAAUUCUUGACGUUGUUUGAACAUCAAAAGCUGUUGUUUCUGUUGCCUGGCAAGCACUGCUGACUAGGUGUAACUAAGCUUGAAGGUUUUCAUCUGUGACUGUUGCCAGAAAAGAUGAAGAAAACUACCUGGAGUAGAAAGAACUUUCUGCUUGUAGCAGGACUGUCACUUAUAGGUGUCCAUAUAGGAAGCAUGCUUGUUAACUUUGUUGCAAAAAAGUCUGCUCAAUCUCAUUCAGAAGCCAAAAGAGAUCGUCCAUGAUGAAAUCCCUUCCUGCUGUCACUAUUUAUCCGUUUUGCAACAUGAUGUAAGCCUCGUUUUAAGAGAGCUGUGAUGAGUAGUUUCAGGAAUGCUAUAUAUACUGUUUCACACUGAAAAUAAUAAUCCUUACCUGCAAAGAAUUCAAAUGUACUUCUCUUAAAAUUUAAAAGUGCAAUGAAUUAUAGCUCCAAGUGAAACGGAAAUGUUUUUUUGGCUAGAAUUAAAAUCUUACCUUCAGAA